CUUGCUAACGCCGUCGCGUGGGGUACUAGCGCUCAUCGCAGUCUCCUCUUCCCGCCGAGCAGAUUGCGAAUUUUUGCCGAAUUAAUUUCGGUAGAUUUUUGCGCGAUUUGCCGAGUUCAACGGACCGAUAGUCGUCGCGUCGACCCUCAGUUCCGGAAUCUUCAGUUUGCCCCCUCUCCAAAGUUUCAGGGAACGGUUGUGGAUGUCUGUGGCCGAAUUUUGCCGAGCCGAAUUAGUGCAAAAAUUUUAGGCUAGGUUUUUCGAACCCUUAGCUGGGCUCGGAGCAAUUUUUUUGGCAAAAAUCGAGGAUUUCUCGGCAAUAAUCGAGGAUUUCUAAAUUUUGAGUCGGAGUAAUUUGAUGAGGGUACAGUGAAGCGUGGUGCGAAUUGCUCUAGUACAGUGCCCCUUGCGGUUUAACUACAUACAUAAUUUUGCUAUUGACAGUGCGAAGAUAGCACGAACUGUUGGUUCGGCGAAUUUCAUUGAAGAUUAGGUGUGUACCCACGGAUAAUUUUCCUAUUUUUGUGUGGUGUUCGUCUUGUUUGUGAUUCACUCUCGUCAAACUCCAGUACUUGUGGAAUUCUCAUUUGGAAUAAAGUUUUAUGGUGGACUGAAAUUUUAAAUUUUUCGACUGGAUGAAUUUGUUUCCAAUUGUUUUUUAGCGCUCGUUUGAUACAUUUUUAAAAAUCCUAGUGAAAAAGUUUUUAGUGACAUCUUUGUUGAUGAUUUUUACCUCUGUUUACCUCGUGAGGCUCAGAAUUAGUGUGAUAACAAAGUGAUUACUCUAUUCGCAAGAAGCAAUAAGAAAAGCAAUAUUCACGCCAUUAAUACAGAUUUUUCCCAUUUGACCAAAACACUACACAUUUUGAUAGUUGUUCGGAGCUCAAAACGGGUUGUUUCUCUGCAUACUUUUUUGAAGGACAUCCCAGUCUUAAAAUCUUUCCAAUAUCGACCGAUGAGAAACUUUAGGACACUGGAGCUCCGUCGAUUAUCAGCGUUGCCCGACUGGGCAGGCCCAACCCGUCUCGGUGUCGCCCUCCCUCGGAGCCGCUGAAGGAUGCCCGCGACGAAGCUCGCCGCCUCGGUGCCCGACUCCCGGCCGGAGAAGACGAGAGCCAGAACCAAAACCAAGGCCUUGGACAGGGAAACCUUCAAGUAGUCCCCGAUGGGCGCCCUCUCCGACAUGAGCCUCAAUCCCAACAGCUUCAUGCUCGACGCCCCCGGACCGGCCCCCUGGGCGGGGCCCACCGCCGCAGCCGCCCUCCGCAACCUCUCCGCCGCCAACCUCAACGUCACUAGCAAUUUUACCUCAGACGAGUUUUGGAUGGACCCGGAGGACGUGGAGGACUGGGCGAGCGUGGUGCUGUGGGUGCUGCGGACGAUGGUGAUGGCGACGAUCAUCCUGGCGGCCAUCUUCGGGAACCUCCUCGUCAUCGUGAGUGUGAUGCGGCACCGGAAGCUCCGGGUCAUCACCAACUACUUCGUCGUGAGCCUGGCCCUCGCCGACAUGCUCGUCGCCAUGGUCGCCAUGACCUUCAACAUGAGCGUCCAGGUCACCGGCAAGUGGCUCUUCGGCGCCUUCAUCUGCGACGUCUGGAACGCCCUCGACGUCUACUUCUCCACCGCCUCCAUUAUCCAUCUCUGUUGUAUCUCGGUCGAUAGGUACUACGCCAUUGUAAAGCCACUCAAGUACCCGAUCAAGAUGACGAAACGGAAAGUGGCCAUCAUGCUCUUGCUGACGUGGAUCUCGCCGGCCAUUAUCUCGUUCGUUCCUAUUUUCUGUGGUUGGUAUACGACAGAAGAGCACAAGCACUACCGCAACAACCACCCCGAUGAAUGUCAAUUUGAGGUCAACAAAUUAUACGCCCUCAUUUCAUCAUCGAUAUCCUUUUGGAUCCCUUGUACAAUCAUGAUUUUUACCUACUUAGCAAUUUUCAAAGAAGCCAACCGGCAAGAAAAACAAAUUCACGCACGGAUAGGCAAUCAACUUUUACAAAACCACAAUAGAGAAUUAUAUUCAAAUACUAAUGGAGAUGUAUUAAGCAAUAGCGGCGGUUCGAGCAAAAACUUGACCGUCAAUGAAGUCGGGGCGGUGCAUUCGACCCCGACGAAAGACGGGAGCUUCAUCAAAAUGAAGAGAGAGCACAAAGCAGCCCGAACGUUAGGCAUAAUAAUGGGCACCUUCAUGCUCUGUUGGCUCCCCUUUUUCUUGUGGUACGUGAUCACCUCGAUCUGCGGGGACCCGUGUCACUUCUCGAACGGGGUGGUGGCCGUGUUCUUCUGGAUCGGGUACUCCAACUCGACGCUGAACCCGGUGAUCUACGCCUACUUCAACCGGGACUUCCGGGAGGCCUACCGCAACACCCUCCAGUGCGCCUUCUGCUCCCUCUGCCGGCGGCCGCCCUCCGACCUGGAGGCCCUCGACCGGGACGCUCGCCGCGCCUCCCUCACCUACGCCCCCGCCUCCGGCUACGACGACCGCGAUCGGGCCCGCAGCACCCGGAGCAUCCACUCCGACACCUACUUCAAGCACGUCGACCGCCGCCGCUCCAGCCAGUUCGGCAGCUCCUUAUGAUCCGAGGCCCAGCUCUAAGCCCCCCGCCAACGAGUCUCACACCCGCGCUCAAGCCCGUGUCCCACGAUCAAAUGAACCCAUCAAAUACUCAUCAAAUGUAGAUUCCCUCUAUACUGA
Messenger RNA from Bemisia tabaci, 2692 nucleotides. Its product is annotated as octopamine receptor beta-2R. Gene Ontology annotation, molecular function: octopamine receptor activity. Lineage: Eukaryota; Metazoa; Arthropoda; Insecta; Hemiptera; Aleyrodidae. Gene Ontology annotation, biological process: adenylate cyclase-activating adrenergic receptor signaling pathway; positive regulation of MAPK cascade. The record is from RefSeq and is a predicted model, not a curated record. Gene Ontology annotation, cellular component: plasma membrane.